AUGGACGGUGUGGAAGUUAGAAAACAGGUUUUCCUUAUAGGCGCCACCAAUAGGCCUGAUAUUGUUGAUCCCGCUAUACUGCGUCCUGGUCGCCUUGACAAGAUCCUGUUUGUCGAUUUCCCAUCCCCGAGUGAUCGUGCUGAUAUUUUGAGGAAAGCAACCAAGAACGGGACGCAUCCGAAAUUAAGUCGUGACGUGGACUUCGACAAACUAUCUCAACUACCUGAACUGGAUGGUUUCACAGGAGCGGAUUUGGCUGCACUUGUUCACGAAGCGUCGAUUAUCGCGUUGAAAGCUCGGCUCUUUGGAAACGAUCUCGGAGUCGAUGCCGUGGCUAUGGAACACUUCCUCAAAGCUGUCCAAAAUAUUCGACCCUCCGUUACGGAAUCCGAUCGGAAGAAAUACAUGAAGAUGAAGGAAAUUUAUGGUGUUAAGAAACGUGCUCACCAAGUUGAAGAGAACAGUUAG
Molecule: messenger RNA, 468 nt
Organism: Cooperia oncophora
Lineage: Eukaryota; Metazoa; Nematoda; Chromadorea; Rhabditida; Trichostrongylidae
Source: the annotation of a GenBank genome assembly